Messenger RNA from Misgurnus anguillicaudatus (oriental weatherfish), 7511 nucleotides. RefSeq names its product MIA SH3 domain ER export factor 3 (gene mia3). Gene Ontology annotation, molecular function: protein binding. NCBI's taxonomy places the organism in Eukaryota, Metazoa, Chordata, Actinopteri, Cypriniformes, Cobitidae. Gene Ontology annotation, cellular component: endoplasmic reticulum exit site; endoplasmic reticulum membrane. The record is from RefSeq and is a predicted model, not a curated record. Gene Ontology annotation, biological process: vesicle cargo loading; endoplasmic reticulum to Golgi vesicle-mediated transport; protein secretion.
CAUGUUGUACAAGCCUGUAGCUAUCUCUUUAAGUGUCCUGUAACAUGACUCCAGUCUUUUUCUCCUCCUCGUUUGAAGCAGCUCAGCUCUCCCAACCAGAUCUGCUGACGUGUCGGCUGCGCGCGCCGUGGGACUGCAGCCCUACAAUCAAACACCGUCAGCAUGGCUUCACUAAAUUCAUAUUUUUAUAUUUUAACUCUUUUUCUUUAUACAUGCUUCAGUAUAUCCAGCGCGGACCGGCGCUUCUCCGACCUGAAACGAUGCGCAGAUGAUGAAUGUAGCAUGCUUCUCGGCAGAGGAAAGGCCGCGAAGGAUUUCACGGGGCCAGACUGUCGCUUUCUCUCUUUUAAGAAAGGAGAGACAAUAUAUAUGUAUUAUAAACUCUCAGGACAGAGGUCGGAUUUGUGGGCCGGCAGUGUUGGAAACCACUUUGGUUAUUUUCCAAAAGACUAUCUUAAUAUAAAUCAUAUUUACACUGAUAAAGAGAUUGAGGUUCCAGCAGAGGAAACAGAUUUUGUUUGCUUUGAUACUGGGCUUGAUAAGUUUGAAAGCUACGAUGUAGAUGUGCUAUUAGGAAACUCAUUGUUAAUAGAAAAUGAGGAUUUGAAAGAGGACUCGCCUCAUAAUAAAGCUGAUGCAUCUGAAACAGAGACAGAAAGUUCAGAGUCGACAGCACAUCUUAAAACAUUAGACUCAGAAUCACCUGAGACGGUAAGGUCAGAAUCUCCAGCGUCUCCUGAAAAAGAUGCAUUACUCUUAAAAACUAUAGAUGAGGAAUCUGAUAGCUUACAAGCGAAGAUAGAAGAAAUCUUAUCAGAACCAGCAUUUGAAUCUGAAGAUGUGGUACAGGAAGAACCAGAAACAGCAGCGGUUCCACUUCUAGAUGAGCAAGCUGAUAUUUCACUAAACAAUGACGCAGUUGCCUUGGAGGAUCUCAAAACAGAGCCAUCAGAAUCUGAUGUUCAGUAUGAUUCUUCUAAGCUGAGCAACCAAAGUGUCUCUGAGAAACGAUCUGAUUCGGAGGACGUCACUGAUUUUGAACCUCAGGAGUCACUGGAACCUGAAGCUCGAAAAGAGGAUUCAGAGGUAGAACUUGUCAAAACAGAUCAAGAAAAAACACUACAAACAGCAGAGAAAACACUCGAAACAUUUGAGGAGGUCACUGAGGAUAAGAAUGUGGGGUCAACAUUAAAGGAUGGUUUUGAAGGAGAGCACAAAGAUGAAAAGCAAGACACUGGAUCUCCUGAAGAAGUCACCAAAGACCAACACGAGGAGGCAUUACCUGAGGAACCCCAAGAAUCACAUUUCAAAGAUCUCACCAGUCCUGAGAAACUACAUAAAGAAAAUGACUCUGAAGAACAAGAAAUCGCUGAUGAUAAACUUCCAGAACUUUCUCAGCUGCAACACGACACUAAUACUCCAGAUGCAACUGGAGACUCCAAUGACACUCAGCCAAAGAGUCACAACAUCCCAUCUGAACAACCUGUAGAAAGCCAUGAGUCUGAGAGCACAUCCACAUCAUUAAAUGCAGACAGGGUGCUCACAGAUGAUGACAUUGUAAAAGACGAUACACCGAAGGUAGAGACAAACAAGACCGAAACAACAAAUGAAAACACUGAAGAUCUCCAGAAGGUCAGCACGAACACACAUGAAAAUGCAGAACCCCAGAACUCUGUUACAAACCAGGAUGAUAAAGCAGAUGACCACAUUAAAGAAGAUGAUCCAGAGAAAGUAGGUGCGAACAAGACAACAACAAAUGAAAACACUGAAGAUCUUCAGAAGGUCAGCACGAACACAAAUGAAAAUGCAGAACCUCAGAACUCGGUUACAAACCAGGAUGACCACAUUAAAGAAGAUGAUCUAGAGAAAGUAGACGCAAACAAGACAACAGCGAAUGAAAACAGUGAAGAUCUCCAGAAGGCUAGCACGAACACAAAUGAAAAAGAAAACAUUAAAGACGACGUACCUCAGAACUUUGUUACAAACCAGGAUGAUAAACCAGAUGACCACAUUAAAGAAGAUGAUCCAGAAAAAGUAGACGCAAACAAGACAACAAUAAAUGAAAACACUGAAGACCUCCAGAAGGUCAGCACGGACACGAAUAUAAAUGCUAACGAAACCAUUAAAGACAGCGAACCUCAGAAAUCUUUUACAAACAAGGAUGAAACAGCAGAUGACCACAUUAAAGAAGAGGAUCUGGAGAAAGUAGACGUAAACAAGACCAAAACAACAAAUGAAAACACUGAAGAUCUCCAGAAGGUCAGCAUGAACACAAAUGUAAAUGCUAACAAAAACAUUAAAGACGACGAAGCCCAAAACUUUGUUACAACCAAGGAUGAAAAAGCAGAUGACCACAUUAAAAAAGAUGAUCCGGAGAAAGUAGACAUAAACAAGACCGAAACAACAAAUGAAAACACUGAAGAUCUCCAGAAGGCUAGCACAAGUACAAAUGUAAAUGCUAACAAAAACAUUAAAGACAGCGAACCUCAGAUCUCUGUUACAAACCAAGAUGAAAAAGCAGAUGACCACAUUAAAGAAGAUGAUCCAGAGAAACUAGACGCAAACAAGGCAACAACAAAUGAAAACACUGAAGAUCUCCAGAAGGUCAGCACGAACACAAAUGUAAAUGCAGAACCUCAAAACUCAGUUACAAACGAGGAUGAAACGGCAGAUGACCACAUUAAUGAAGAUGAUCCAGAGAUGUCCAUCAUAAACGAAAAUAUUGAUUUGCACGAGUCAGAAGAAGCAGAAGUGUUGGAAAAUCCAGAAACAGUGGACAACACAGAUGAUCAGAUAAAUAAAGUAAGGAACGAGCUCACAGAUCUGCUAAGAAACACCUUAGAAUCAGAGAAACGGAGUCCUGAAGAUGAACCUCAAGAUCAAGAUGAGAAGGAAGACCCUGAAGAGCUUCUGGAGGAUGAGAAUGCUCUGUUCUCUUUGAAACCUGAAGAAGACACGCAUGACGCUGAAGAGAACCAACAACCUGAAAUUCAGUAUGAAUCUGAUCAAUCUGAUAACAACACAGAACCAGAAGAGGUGCCGUCCUCUUCUUUCACAAACGUGACUCAGACCGAAGAUGAAGAUGGGUCAGAAGAUAAUCAGAAGGUUUCUAGUGAGGAGCCUGAAUACAGUGACAGCAUAUUAAGACUUACAAUUUUAAGAGAUCACGUAAAUGAUGAAGACAUGGAGCGAAUUCAAAAGUUUCUCGGCUUGAAAAACCUUUUCAAACUGGAGGCCAUGUUUUCUGACCUGGAUCAGGAGUUGAUGUCCGUCAAGAUGUCGGAGACGAGAACUGAAAAUAUUGAGAACACGCUGGACCAGAUCAUGGAGGCUUCAGAGAACUCAAUUCUCGAUGUGACGGAGGAAAUGCUAAACGAAAGAGAGCGAAUAGCUCAGGAACACGGACUGGAAAAAGAAACGGACGUGUUUGAUCUAGAUGCUACAAUCCUCGAUGCGUUUCAGGAGAUUGUGUUCUCUUUACGGCAGAAAUAUUCAACAGCCAGCGAGAGCGUACCACUGCUUGAGGAAGAGCAGUUUGUGUCUCAAACAGAGGAACAAUAUGAUGCUGAAGAAGAAAAGGAUGCGGUCAGUGAUGCUGAAACUAUUAAACCACUUGAAAGUCUUGAGAUUCAAGAGGAGGAGAAUGAAUCUGAGAUCAUUCUGAAUUCUGAAUUAAAUGUAAACACACAAGAUGUGUCUCCUGCUCAAGACCUGGACCUUGAGGAGGACGGCGGUCAUUUCAACAAAAAUAAAGAUGCUCAAAUAGGUUUCGAGGAAGCUGAGGAGAUCCAAAUAGGGCCUCAUGCUAUUUUAGAGAAACCAGGAUUUCACUUUGAAGUGGACCCAUCUUCAGAUUCACUGGAGACUCCGAGCGUAUCUGACUUCCAUGACGCUGAAACCAACACUGACAUCUCCAGCUCAACCACUUCAGAUGAACUUUGGAGCCUCCUGCUUCCUGUCAAAGAAUAUCUUGGGGUGUAUGCAGAAAUUCUGAUCGCUGCUCUUCCGGAGGAAUGGAGACCGGGUCCCACUUUUCACGGCGUUCCCUGGGAGCCGGUGAUGGUCACGGCUGCCGUCGGUUUCCUUACGGUCCUGAUGUUUUUCUGGAGGACGCUGCUCGCUAUCAAAGGCAGAACUUAUCAAUUAACUGAAAAGCAGCUUAAAGAGAAGAUCCAGCAACUUCUCAGUGAGAAAUCUGAUGCUGCUGAAAAGAUAUCAAAACUAAAUGAAGUGAUUAAGGAACGUGAAGAACAGUUCAAAAACUCAGAGAAGAACCUCGGUUCAAGCCAGCAAGAAAUGAAACAGCUAAAGACGCACCACCAGAAACUCCAAAGCCAGUGUGAGGAAAUGUCUAAAAGUGUUUCUCAACUUAACCAGAAAAUCAUUGACACACAGGAAGAGAAUUCAAAUCUGAACGAGAAGAUUUUAAAGAUGCACCAAAGGAUUGAGCAAUACCAGAAAACUCUGAAGAACUUCGAUGAGGAGCGUGCAAAGGUUCAUGUCCUGGUGGAUGAAGCUAAAUUGAGAGAAGAUGCCCUGAAGGCUCAGAUGAACUGCUUUGAGAAAGAAAACGGUGCUUUGAAAGAACAGAAGAAGUCUCUGCUGCGUGAUGUUAAAGACUGGCAGGAAAAACACGAGAAGCUCGGCGAGAAGAUCAGAGUUUUCCACAAAUCCCAGAAGGAGCUGGAGGACUCACUGAUGCACAAGGAAAAUGAGAUUGAAGUUCUGUCCAGCUGUAUUGCCGAGCUCAAUCGUUUAGGAGCCUGUGAUGCAGCAGAACUUCAGAAAGAUGAUGCUAAAAUGUCUCAUGGAGAGGACGGUGAAAAGAAGAUCGACACCAUGAGAAUGCGUAUUAAACAGAUGAUGGACGUCUCAAGGAUUAAAGCCACUCUGAGCGUUAUUGAAGACGAGAGAAACCGCUACAUGGAAAGUCUUCUCAAUGAACAGAGGAGCAGACAAGAGCUUGAGGAGCAAUAUCAGAAGGUCAUGCACGACCAGAUGCAUCUGAAUAAUGAGAAGACUCAUCUAGAGAACCAGUUCAAGAUCCUGCAGCAGAGGCUGGAGAUCACAACUGAGCUUUAUCAGCAGAAAGAGAACGCCUUACAGCAAAAGUUGACUAAAGAGGAGCUGGAGAGGCAUGAGAAGGAGACGAAGCUGUCGGAGGUGGACGGUAAAGCUGUGAGAUCAGAGGAGGAGCUGAGAGUCCUCAAACAGAAGAUCAGAGAAAUUGAGGAGGAGAUGCAACAGAAUGAACAAACAUUGAAGAAUGAGGUCGCAGUCCAGGAAAAGAAAGCUCAUGAGAACUGGCUGAAAGCUCGCGCCUCAGAACGAGCGCUGGUGGAGGAGAGGCGAGAGGCCGCCACGCUCCGGCAAAAGCUGGUGGAGUGCAGCGAUAAAAUAUCAGAUUUGGAGCAAACUCUCUUUAAACUCAACUCUGCACCUCCGGAUCGCCACGCACGUCCCAUGCGGAGAGGUGAUUCAUACGGGCCAUCCCCCGUCAGUGGGGGCGCUCCGUCUCCUCCUCUAAUGAUAGAGGGUCCCGGUCGACCCCCUUCUGCUCCUGUAGGCCGGCGAAAUGACUCGUUUGGUCCACGUCCUCCCUCGGACCCUCACGGACGCUUCUCUGACCUCGGACACCCAUUGCCUUCUCGACCAGAAAUGUUCCCUCCCAUGACAUCAUCUCCAUGUGCACAUGAUGGACCAAUGCAGACAGCACCGGUCCCUGAGGCGACCGAGGUCUCAGAGCAGAUCACAUCUGAGCCGGUUGAGUCUCUCUCAAAGUCUCAGGGUCAGGGAUCUUUCCUACCUUCUCCCAUUCGGGAUUCUCCCGUGCCACCACUGAAUGCCCCACUAAAGUCUUAUGGACCCCCAAUCAUGGGUGGACCGGUUCCACCCAAUGGACCUCCUCAUUUAAUGAUCAGACCACCCAAUGGCCAUCCACCCAUGAUGCCCCCUGGACCCUCACUUGGUCCUGAUCCACGCUUCAGACCACCACCACUAGAUUCUUAUGGGCCUCCACCUCCGAUCGGCCCAUUUGGUCCAGUACCACCACCUUUUGCAAGAGGCCCAAUGAUGCGAGACCUCCCGCCCAUGGGGCCGCUUCCCCCUCCACGUGACAUCCCCCCUGAAUUUUUCGGACCCCGCGGGCUUCCUCCACGGGGCUUCUCCUCCGGACCUCUUCCACCUUUUGGAGCAAUGGUUCCUCCCCCGUACGCCAGCCGGGGCUUCCCCGGACCCGUUCCCCGGACGAGCUCUAGAGACAAUGAGGAGAACGUCACAUCAGCCAACAAUCCCCCCACAGACGGCUCCUCGCAGCGGGACACGGGUGAUUCCUCACUGGCAGAGCCAUAAACAAACUUGAAGUUUCAUCGGCUUUGAUUUACUUCACGUUUCAUUCUGUCCCAGUUCUUUUCAAUAUUUAAACACCAGCCGCAUUUGGUCUGGUUGGGAAAAACCAAAUGGUUUGAUUUGUUUGCCAUUUUUGCUGAAGCAUAUUUCAAUGACACAAUGUGAGAGAAAUUUUGAGGGUUUUAAUUUGCAAACCUUUCCUAUGGAAAUAGUUUGAUUUAAAAAUACAUUCGAUUUUUUUUUUUUUUCCGGUAAGGCUGCUUAACAGUUUAAUUGAAAUCUCUACCACUCAUCCAGUGCUAAUGCACCGUGUGAUCAUCUAACCAGUCUAACAUUCAUAUUUAGGCACGUGAGUUAAACCAUCACAAAGCCUUUAAUAUAAGAGAGAAUUUCAAUAUUUUUAUGCCUUUUUCAACAAAUAUUUCCUGCUUUUAGUCUGAUAAUUGCUCGCUUAUGUUUGUUUCUUUUAAUGUUUAAUUUUCUUUCCGUCUGUGCUUAUGAUUUCUUUUCCUAGCGGAAAGGCACAUAUGAUGUCAUAUUGACAGAGUAUUUGUACAUUUCUCUCGGCUGCGUAUACAAUAAAUACAUUUUCAUAAAUCUGUCCCUAACAUCACUAGAUUUAAUCUCACUUAUACAGGUUUCAUAUUUACAAAGUCAGCAGGGGAUUUCUAGCACAUAAUAAUGUUUUAUUGUAAUAAUGGAGGAUGUGAGAACUUUUUGGCAUGAAUUGUUGAAUUGAAUGCAUCCAAAGGACUCAGACAUUACGUAUAACUCACAAAAUUGUGUUAAAUGCCAGAGUUUCCAUGCAAAUGGUUUUAUGAAUGAUUAACACACAUUGAGUUGAAUUUUAAUGCGGUAAUUUACAUAAGAAUGCUAAUGAAUGAUUUUUUGAUGCAAUGCUCGGAAACAAAUGUCCUUUAAGUCUGUAGACCCUUUUUAUUUCUUUGCCCAAAUGUUUUGUUUGAUAUUAGAGUAAAUUAUUUCAGAAGUGUGUUGAGAGGAUGUGUGAAUAUCAAAUCUGUUUUAACAAACAGUGAUGUUGAUGUUAUAAGAAUGAAUGAGUUGAAUAAAGCAGUUGUUUUUCCUGUAGAGAAUGGUUUGUGUUUUAAGCAGGUUACGGUGAAUAAUGUGUUUAUUAAAGGUCACCUAAUGUGAUAAAUUCA